AUGUCCAUUGUCCAUCGCCCACGGAAUCAAGUAAUCCUCCUCCACGCCAACAUCCCAGUCCUCCUCCACACCAAUGUCCCAGUCCUCCUCCACGCCAAUGUCCCAGUCCUCCUCCACAACAAAUCUGCACAAAAUGUUAUCACAAAGAUUGCAGGGGCCGUUAUUCCUGAAGGGGCGUCUGCAGCGGGGGAAGUGGGGAAGGUGGUAUCUGGGAGGGUAACCGCCAGUCAUGCCCGUAUGCUGUCUCCAGCCAUGCACACCCGUCCAGGGUCUCUGCGCAAUCUCCCCAAAGCCACAGCAGACCUGAAAGAACUUGCAGUGGCUCCAGCAGCUGAACAACGAAUGCCAAUGACUCCCAUAAAUCUCGGGGACCGCUCACGCUCUGUUCAGCGGCUGCUACGUUGCAGGACGUGCCUGGGUUCGUUGUCAAACGUGCUGCUCAUGCCGUUCAUCAAUGAGGCGACUGGUGUUGCGACUCGUGAUGACAUUGACAAGACACUCAGGUUGGGCAUGGCGCAUCCUACGGGCUGUUACAAUUGGCAGAGGCUCUACAAGGGUACCUCAGAUUCCAAGCAUCGCCCUUCGGUGUUACUCGAGCGCAUGGCGGACGCUCAGUAUCUUGAAAAGAAGAACUAUCAUUUGUUAUACAUGGCUUGGCUAACUACCGCUCCGGCCACGGCUAAAGCCGGAGAUAAACUCAAACUGCGGCAACACUACUCACGGUCUUGGAUUAGAAACAAAUGUAUCGGUGGUAUCAACCCGACUAAAAUACACAGACAAACAGUAUGCUGGUACCCGCCGACCCAUUACCGAAGAAAACGAGGAGUCAUCACCGCGGGCCUGCCAUUAAAGACGCAGUCGAAGCAAGAACAGAGCAAUGCAAUAAAUCAUGCGAUAGGACAGCGAGGGAAUGACAGCAAGCAGACAGCACUACUGCAGAAAAUUGGAGUCUUCUUGCGCAUCAACUUGAUAGCCUGGUGCAAUGCUACCUCAGCCCAUGUGUAG
Suillus clintonianus is the source of this 1005-nucleotide messenger RNA. RefSeq lists its product as uncharacterized. The record is from RefSeq and is a predicted model, not a curated record. Bases 1 to 1005 code for a protein of 334 amino acids. The transcript has 12 exons. Lineage: Eukaryota; Fungi; Basidiomycota; Agaricomycetes; Boletales; Suillaceae.